This is a messenger RNA of Corythoichthys intestinalis (scribbled pipefish), 11053 nucleotides long. RefSeq names its product coiled-coil domain containing 85B (gene ccdc85b). Gene Ontology annotation, cellular component: nucleus. The record is from RefSeq and is a predicted model, not a curated record. Lineage: Eukaryota; Metazoa; Chordata; Actinopteri; Syngnathiformes; Syngnathidae. Gene Ontology annotation, biological process: negative regulation of DNA-templated transcription. The transcript is spliced from 2 exons. Bases 594 to 1229 code for a protein of 211 amino acids.
ACUCCCGUUAACCGCUGGUGUAGAAUCUCAGCCGUGAAAAGUGUCUUGUGGAGGCGGACAUUGUUGUGCUCAAUGUCCAGCCAAAUGAUGGCUUCAAAACAUGGCUUGACGUUCAAUUAACAUUUUGGAUGGACGCUUUUGAACGGGGGGGAUUUUAAAAAACGCACACCGCGCCAGGUCAUGAAGCGUUUGUGAAAGGAAGUGAAGAGUCCAUUGAGUCCAAUCUGUGGCGACGGAACACAACAUGGAACAUCCCGCUCCGUGCAUGGCAGUCUGAAGGCUUUUUUUUUUUUCUUUAAUUUUUAUUUUUACAGGAGAUGAUGAUGAUGAUGAUCGAGCGAGGCUUUUUUUCAAACGCAGCCCUCAUCCUCCACCUCCUCAUCUUCAUCAUCGGAGGAAGGUGAAAUAAGCAGAGUGGCCGUUGCUUCCGGAGGCCCGUUUUGCCGCUGCUUUUGUUUUUUGGACGACAAAUGAAUCUCUGCCGGUGUGACGUAUGCACCCAGAAGACACACUGGAUGUGGACGCUCAGCUCGUGAAACAAUUGCAGCCUUUCUGCACAUUCACAUUUUCUCAGGGUUGAAUCGAAAGAGACGAUGAACAACGAGGGGGAGGCGUCGACGCGGGAGCUGUCCAAGAUGUCGGACCGGGACCUGCUGGCGUGCUCCAAGGAGGAACUGCUGAGCCGCCUGCGCAAGGAGGAGUCGGAGAAGAUCUCGGCGCUGGUCCAGCGGGGGCGCCUGAUCAAGGAGGUGAACAAGCAGCUCCAGGGCCACCUGCUGGAAAUCCGCGAGCUGAAAGUCAUCAACCAGCGUCUGCAGGAGGAGAACGCCGAGCUGCGCGACCUGUGCUGCUUCCUGGACGACGACCGGCUCAAGGUCAAGAAGCUGGCGCGCGAGUGGCAGCACUUUGGCCACCACGCCGCCAAAGUCAUGCGCGAGGACCUGGGCGGCUACCUGAAGAAGCUGGCCGAGCUGGAGCGCACCCAGGACGGCCUGCUCAAGGAGAACCUGGACCUCAAGGAGCUCUGCCUGGUCCUGGAGGAGGAGUGCGUGGGCCGCGGAGUCGGCGGCGGCGGUGGCGGCAGCAGCGCCGGCGACGCCAGCCCCGCCGGCUCCGCCGAGCUGGCCUCGCCCUGCAUGGCGGCCCGGGACCUGGGCGACGGAAGCUCCAGCACGGGGAGCGUGGGGAGCCCCGACCAGCUCCGCUCCGUCUGCUCGCCCGACGACUGACCGCAUCGCCGCUGAGGGCUAGACUCUACGUAAGGGCUGUCUGUCCCCACCCCGCCGAUAUUUCUUUCCUCACCUGGCGACCAACCCACCGGAUCAUUGACUACUUUGGCUUAUUAGACACUCGACGACACUCAAACUCCAAAGGAAACGCAUUCCGACGGCUUUCCAGUUAUUUUAUAAUUGAACGUUGACGCCAAUAGAUGUCCGAUAGUUAAGUCUUACCGGGUAGUUACUUUGAACUCAAUGGCCGUCGUUGACGUCGCUAGACAUCCCAUCCGUCCGGACCGAGACGACCCACCGGUAGCGUUGCCGUGCCUCCCGGUCCGAACGGAUCGGACGUCUGUCGCCGCCGAUGAGGUCAAUAAGCGACUAAAAUGUCACAGUGUGAUACAGAUUCAUUGUUUGACAACAACGAACCUUUUUUUCUAACCGAGCAAAAGCCAUUCACGUGAACCAAAUGUUAAUGGCCAACCCUCUCAGUCAAACUGGAUAGGACGUAGAUCGCCGUCAAUGGCGGUGAAUGUGUUAGGAAGACGGAAAUGUUGGAAGUCAUGACAAAAUAAUUGCCUACGUUCCGACAACGUUCUCUCUCACACUUGACGGCUCUAAAGCCGGGGUCGCGGCCCAGGGGCAAUUUGCGGUCCGCGGGACAAUAUUCUGCGGCCCUCAAAUUUGAGUCGUCGUGUGCCUCGCGCAAAUUUUGCCAUGGGCAAUAUCAAACCAUUUAAAAAAAAAAAAAUCGAAAUACAUUUAUUCAAAAUCGGAUAAAAAGAAACACAUAAACUAGAUAUAAAAAUUCCAUGGGACAUAAAAUAUAUAUAAAUAUGCAAUAUCUAUAAAUCAAUACAAAUGUAAGGGUAAAAAAUAUAUUAAAAAUGAAUACAUUAUAAUUAAUGUUGUUUUUUUUUUUUUUUAUCAUAAAAAUAGUCAUAAAAAAAAAGGUACACUUAAAAAAGCCAUCGACAAUUUAAAAAUUCUGAAGUUUACAUUUCAAAAAAACAUUAGAAUUUAAAAAAAAAAGGAAACUAAUACACUUGAAAGCAAGGGUGUAGGUUUGGUCUCAACAUCGGUGGGGACGCUAUAACAGCAUAUACACUUUUUGCUGGGGACGGGACAUUAAUAGGACCAAACAGAUUGGGUAAACGGGGGUCGGGGCUACAUUUCUCACCAAUAUGCUGAUGUGUUUCCUACGUAAAAAGCAAAAAAAAUCUUAUUUUUAAGGGAGAAAAUGGGGGGAAUCCCCCUUGCGUCAUAUAAACGAAAUUUACAGUUGUUGUGUGUUUUUGUGUGUGUGUGUGUUUUGUGUCUGUUUGUUUUUUUGGGGGGAGGGUAAACUGUCUUCAAAUAAAAUUAUUUUUAAAUGUAUGAUGCAGAAAAUAAAUACAUUUUAAUUAAUGAAUAAAUACACAAAAUGCACAGUUAAAUUUACAUUAACACUAGAAAACACAUACUGUACAAGAAAAACCUUAUCUCUAAGCUGCUCGAGUUUUGCAGGUUAGCAGUUUAAUGUUAUGCUAACGCUGAUGCAGGUCGGAAUUUCAGUCGUAAAAUUAGUGGCGUAUUCCCCACUUCCACAACAUUGACGUCUUUUUACAUGACUUACAGUGGCCGCUGCUGCGGGCCGGCCGGAAAAAAAUUCUAAUAUCCCUUUUCUUCGAAGGGGGCGGAGGAGGCGGCAUGUCGACACAUAUUUUUGUCGAGGUUGUGUGAGUGUGCGUGUUGGUGUGUUCUAGUCAUCAGACAAUCAAACGUGCAUUUGGGGGGGAGGGGUGAAAAGGGGUAAAUGUAAGUCUGAACAAAAUGAAAAUAAUUCACUUAAUAUUGGUAGGGUCUUUUCAGUAUGAGAAGACGAUCUACAUAACUGAAGUCAUUAUAUCAUUCAAAUAAAGUUGCUUAAAAGCAUCCUGUUAGGUGUUAUGUCCCUACUGUCCCUAUCCAAACCUACGCCCUUGCUUUAAAGAAUGACAAUAAAUACAAACAUAGAGUAUUUGUCUGGGAAAUUUUGGUUUUGUUUUCAUUUUCUUAAAUCUCCUAGCUUGGUAAUGUUGCUACCGACAAGUUGGCUAAAGUGAAUGAGCAACAUUUUGGGGAGAAUCUUUGAUUGAGCCCUGUGAUUCAUUCCAACUCACUAAUCAUUCCCGAAUCAGUAGGCUCAUAAUGGUUCAAGGAUGAUUCUGAAGCCAGAGAUUGAUUGAAAGCCCUUCAUCAUUCCCGAUUCCCUCAUAUUCGUCAGUUAUAGUCGUUAUAGCGGAUGACAUCAUUCUAUUCUCAGGGAGUCAAGAAUGAGCCAUUGAUUGAGAAUCAUUCAUCACGACUCCCGCUUCAUGAUAGCGCUCUCUCCGGCAUAUGGAAACACCUCGAUCGCCGUACGGGCCGUUUUAUAUCCCGAUAUAAAUUUACCGAUUUCAACUCAGAUGUAACCGUAUGUACAGUUUUGCCUUUUACAUUUUGAGUGCAAUAUGAAAGGCUGUCAUGUACGCUCAUUAGGGAAAGAGAUUGUUAGCAGCUCGUUCUUUUCCAAAUGUAGUAGACGCUGACAUCAUUUAUUCAUUGUCAGUCUCUGUACUACAAGUUCAUAAUGGGUGGGCUCCCUUUUGAAGCGAGCGAGUUGAGCUGACUUCCACCCGUUCCGAUCGUAGUCUGUCAAAUUGCCAUCGGAAGACGCUUACCAGAAAUGGACGAGUCCUUAACUGCCGUUAACGGCAAAAGAGGUCCAAUCUAACGGAAGCCAGAGUGUUGAGGACAAACGAACGGACGUUCGUUCGGUUCCGGAUCGGAGUGGACGUAAACUCGUCACAGACUCACUCCGUUGCACGGCAGAAUGAUGAUCGGGCGUCCGUGGUCGUCAGCCGCACCGGAAAGUAUUACGAGCGCAAAACGGUCGACUUAAUAAAUGAAUGGGAAUUACGCCCGUAGUUUACCAUUGUUUUUGCGAUAUAUGUGUGUAUAUAUAGCAUCAGCCCUGCACGAUAUCGACACGAUCGACACAAAUAAGCCUGUUCCUUAGAUACCGAUGUUGGCCUGCCGAUGGCGCCCGAUUUGCACCGACUGGAUGGAUGGGAUUCCGUUUGCCCACAAGGCCGGACUGUUCUCCCCAGGUAUUUCUUAAAUGCCAGGAGAAGAGUCUGGGACCCGGCCCCUCGCUGGCCUCUCGAGCCACAAACGAACGUAUCCGUGCAAUGGGAUUUGUUUUUCGUGUUCUUAACGAGCAACGUCGCGCUUCCGCGUCGGAAGUCGUCUCCGCAACUAAACGGAUGGCUAACGGGAGAGUCGAGAAUAUGUUCCAAUCCGCGGUCAAUUUAGUUUUAAAUGACCAAAAACUUGCGCUAGCCACGUUGAAUAAACUUCUUCGUUCUUCUCGUAGGUUUACUUCCUCGCGCUAGAGUUUCUUGUCGCUUUACCAACGGCCGCCCGUCACCGAUCGGUCCGCUCCGCUGUCCGUUUGCCGUGGCUCGCCUCCCCGGGAAUUUGAUUUGCGGAACGGUCGCCGGACUCGAUCGCCGGAGCAGCGUCCAGUCUGGAGUUCCGGGUAAGGAUUCCCUAUUCCAUAGUAGUACCGGGAACGUGACUCCCCCUGCCGACCGUACGUUUGUAAUACAUGCGAAACAAUUCAAAAUUGCAACACAGUUGUUGGUGAUACUCUGCCAAUUGCGCGGUGGUCUUCAAAGUCAAAACUGCUAGUGAUAAGUAUUAGUAGGUAAUUGGAGCUCUCAAAAAUAUUAGGGCGACGUGUCGUUUCUGAUGACCUGACCCCAUAUUUUGUGAUAUCGGUAUCGUGAUAUGAAACGGCCCACGUCGUGAUGGGAUUUUUGUUCGUUAUAGCACAAAGGGAUUUGAAGAUGAUCGAAUCAUUCCCAAAUUCACCAAACUGUCAUUUUUGGGGGGGGGGGGGGGGGGGGUAACGCACUGAAAAAUCCAGACUUGUAAAGCAACAACAACAACAAAAAAAGACGAUUGAGCCUUUUUGAAAUGCUGCAAGAGUGGCCGCCACGUGCUACCUGGCUGCCGUUUUCAAGACUGCCCUUUCUACACCUUUGCCACUUGAUACUGUAGCUUUAGCUUUAUCAACAGUUUUUCUAGUGACUUUUUCAGUGGUUUGUUGUUUAGAAGAAGAAGAAGAAAAAAAAAAUCAGUCACGGGACCUGAAAGUGGCCAGCCUGGCUGACUGGCGAUGAUGAUUGCAAAGCGAAUUUACACUGGACUAGCUGACACUGGGCCUUUUUUCUAUUGCACUGAACGGCGCGACGGUUGGUCCCGAGACCAAUUUCGAUUCACUUUUGAGCCAUAUUUAGUCUAAAAAGCACUGAAGCGGCGCAUGGUGAAAAUCUCCAUCUUUAUGCACACGCCGCCUCGGGACCGACCACUAAGUGUCCGCCGUACGGCCGCGCGGCAGCCCGAAUAGAGGCGAGCGAGAGGGAGCCAAAUAUCCACUUUUGCCAACUGGAAAGAACGACUCGGAUUCGCUCGGACCGGCUCGUUCGCGUACACACUUUAGGUUGGCUGUAUAAUUUGUACUUACGGAAUUUUUGUCACAUGAAUGAUAGUUGACGCGACUCACAAAAAGUUGGUGGAGGGAAUGGUCAUUCAAAGUGCUUUACAUUGCAUGAUAAAUAGAAAUAACGACAGGAUUGAUCAAAGUAACAUGAAAUCGGUGUUUGAUUUGUCCUUUUGGUCUCUGUUGCUGUGUCAUUUAGUGCUUUUUUUCCCAUCCAUGUUCAAAUGAAGUACAUUUUGAAGAAAGAUUUGAGUUUUUUUCUGGUUUCAUUGUUAAGUGAGUUUUCUCUGAAUAAAUUCAAAGUCAUUUCACAAAACAUUUUGAACAAAAACAGUCACAGUUGUUGUUUUUUUCUUUGGUCGCCUAUUUUUCAAGAAACUCCUUCAUUGUCAUUGACAGUCUCGUUCGUUCAUUACAGCCGGGACGGCGGGCGCCGAGUGAUCUCCUUUAGCCGACGGACGCCCGAUCCGGUCGGGGCCGCGAAGCCCUUCCCGUCACAAUGGAUCGGACGUCCGUCGCCGUCAAUGGCGGCCGAUGACCGCCUCUGUGUCAGAAAAGCCCAACUUUUUGUGAGUCCGCACGCUGUAUUUCUUUUUCCACCUGUAAGCUUGUGAUACGCUGUUUUUGGCUGCGGGCCUGCACAUGUAUACUUGUGCUCAAUGUGCAUUCAAGAGCUUUAAAUACAAGUGCUGUGCUACUUUGCCACCAUGUGCGCGUCGCUCUCCUGUCUUUGUGUCAAAGGCACCAUCGAUUUUCAAUUGAAACGUUUUCAUCGGUUUCCCCGCCGUGCACCCCCGGCUCUCAAUCUGUUCGGCUAACCCACUUUUAGCAACCCGGCCGUUGCCCGUUUGCGGCUUUCCUUUCCAAUCAAUGUGAACAUUCAAUAUUUUGUCACCAGUCAGUUCAUUCUGAAAUGGGCAUAUGAUCUUGCAGAUAACAGUGGCGGUUGUAGGAUUUUUCUGAAACGGGGGCCAAAUGUCGUGUUUGUUUUACGCAGAUUAUCCCGCACGUGACGAUAAAAGCGUUGCUCAAAAGUGUCCGGCAAAGAUAAACCGGUAAAGUUUGUAAUCAUUAAGGAUACGAUCAUUUGAGUCACUUUUUUGAAAAGUCAUUCCAAACACGAAAAGCAACAUUCAUGUAUACCAUAACGGCACGAGCUCGUUCUCCCUCACCUGACAAAUGAUGGAUUUGCCGAUCGCCACGGUUUGUGCUAAAACGGGCACUUCAGUGGUCAUUCAAAUUAGAGGUGGGGCCAGUAGUCCACCCCUAAAAACGCCACUGACAUAUUUGUGUUUUUUUUUUCCCCCUUUUUCUCUUUUCGAAUUGAAAAUUCAAAAAAUGUCAAAAGAUUUUUUCUUCAUUUAAAUAUAUAUAUAUAUAUGGCGGGAAACAGACAAGGCUGAAAAAGCAGUUUCUGCUCUUGCACCCCUCUUUAAAAUAAACUGCUGUAUUUGAAGCCAAAACAACUGUUGUGUUUGAUAGAGCAAUAUGUCUAUAUGCUGCCAUAGCAGAUUCAUGGCGCAUUAAGCCCCCGAACUAUUUCUAAUUGUCCAAUUUACCCUGGAAACCCCCGUUUACAGACGUCCUGCAAUCACUUUUGUUUCAACCCAGCCAUAAAAAGAAGUAAUUAUAUUUAUUAUUCAAAAUGUCAUUUUUAGCUUUGAAUCAUUAACUGGUGUCUAAUAUUUACCAAAAAAAAAGAUGACUUUAAAAAAAUGAUUCACUCAUGUAUUUGAAACUUUUAAACAAAUCAUGUCACAAUGAAAAAAAUGGUGUCUGUAAAAAAGUCACGGAUAUCCACCUCGUAACUAUUGAUUAAUUGUAGUUUUUUGUUAGUUUUCCCCGAUAUGUUAGGUGAUAAAUAAUUGAUCCAAACAAAGAAAAAAAGGGAAAAAAAUGUAAAGGGUCAAUUUAUGAAAAAGAAAAUCUCAACCACUCCUUGAUGUCUGCAAUUUCUGCAUGGCGACCCUUGUUAUAUGACCAUGUUUCACCCAUAAAAUCCAGCUGUGGCCAUUGAAACAAGGCAAGUACGCGACAGUGUCUCGUUAAAAUCGUGGCAUCUUUAAUUGUGCUCUUUCAUGCUCUCAUCUUUGUCCUAUACGCAUGUCUGAUACAUCAUUGGAAAGCUUAAAAUCUCAAAGAGCAUUAAAUAAAAAGAAUUAAACCCCUAAACCAUAACAUGAGGUGAGAGCAUAAGAGACCAUUAUUAAAGACACCCUGAUUAUUGCAUACUUACCAUUUUUCAAUCCAAAAACUCCAUGUAGCGCGGAUCGCCGAGUGUCAAGACACAGCUGUGAAUGGCCACAACUUUUAGGGGAUUUGAAUUGUGAAACACGGUAAUAUAACAAGGGUCGUCAUGCAGAAAUCGCAGACAUGUAGGAGUGGUCGAGAUUUUCGUUUUCAAAUAUUUACGCUUUUAAACAUUUGUUUUUUUUUUGCCCAAUUUUUCUUUGUUUGGAUCGAUUAUUUAUCAGCUAACAAAAAAAUACAAUUAAUCGAUAGUUAUGAGGUAGAUAUCCGUGACCUAUUUACAGACACAAUUUUUUCAUUGUGACGUGAUUUGUUUGAAUAUUAUUUUUAAUAUUAUAAUAUUAUAUAAUAUUUAGUUUCAAAUAUGCGAGUAAAUCAUUUUUUAAAAGUUUAAUAUUAUUUUUAAUAUUAUAAUAUAUUAAUAUAUAAUAUUUCGUUUCAAAUAUGCGAGUAAAUCAUUUUUUUAAAGUCCUUUUUUUUUUUUUUUUUUUUAAUAAACUAAAUAUUAGACAUCAAUUAAUGAUUCCAAGCUAAAAUGAUAGACAUUUUGAAUAAAAAAUAUAAUUACUUCUUUUUAUGGCUGGGUUGAAACAAAAGCGGUUGCGCGGUGUCUGUAAAUGGGGGGUCUACAGGGUAAAACGGACAAAUUAAAACUAGUUUGGGUGCCAUGAAACCGCUAUGGCAGCAUAUAGACAUAUUGUUCUAUCAAACACAAGAGUUCUUUUUGGCUUAAAAUACAGCAGUUUAUUUGAAAGGCGGAUGCAAGAGCAGAAACUGCUUGUAAGAGCCAUAUUCCUGAUUUGUGUUAUUGUCAUUUUACUCCUUACCACUAGAGGCUGUCAAUCGUGUCUUUCUACUGGCCAGGGAUUAGCCCCGGUAGGCUAGAAAAGACAGCUAAUCAUGUCACAGGUGUUGGUAGUUAGGAGAGCAAAAGAGUUUUUGACUGUUUGAAUGUGCUUUUUUUUUUGUUUGUUCUGUUGUGGAUAGCUUUUGAGGCUUUUGGUCCGUUACAUUUAUUUGGACAAAGUGCUUUUGAGUUAAGUUAUUCGACGCCACCAAAAUAAACUAUUGCAUCGAAGAGAAAUGGACUCGCUGUGUAUGCUUUGCUUCUUCAACUGCACAAACUCCUAUCAUCCAGUACUUGACUGGGAAUAGGAAGUAGUCACUACACUGCUUUUUCAGCCUUGUCUGCGUUUUCCGCCAUAUAAAUAUAUCAUUACAUAUUUACCUUUUUUUUUCUUUGUAAUUUUAAUACAGCAAAAUGGAGUAUUUUGAAUACAAAAAAAAAAAAAAAAAACCUUACCCUCACCUCUAAAUGGAUUAGCGGUCAAUGAGUGAAAACAGAAAUUCCUAAAUAUUUCCAGUGAAAGCCAAAGCAAAGAAAUGACGGAAACAGUUUCUAAAUCUCUUUAUUUUCUCCAAAUCUGCAAAAGGUAAGGCACUGCCCAUAUAGCCAUUAUCAAAAAUAUAUAUUAGCCUCUCUCACAAAUAAAUAUGCUUGCAAUCAACUUCUACGGGCCAGCCUUAGUGGUCAAUACAGCGGAACGUUCCCUUCUAUGCAAAGGGACGUGAAAAAUAUAGAAUUCUGCAUGCAACACAAUCGCCAGGUCCCAAAUAUGAAAAAAUAUCAUCUCUGUAAGGCCGGAAGCGUAUACGCCGAUUCCGAUCGUGCCACUCGUGGAAUAAAAAAAAGCAUAUUUGAUAAAUGAUUACAUUUAUAAAAAAAUGCAUGCAGGAAUACAACUAUAACCAAAAAGCACUGAUGGUGACAUCAUCACAUCAUAAAGUAGGUUUUUUUUUUUUCCAUGAAUAUGAUCCCAUUUUUUUAGAUGUCUAAAGCAAAAGAGUGAUAAAAGUUACUUUUUCAAAUGUAACUUUGGCAAGUUUAACUUGACCAUCAUAAAAUGUUCUGAUACCUUACAAUUUGUUAAAAUAGUUCUUUUUUAAUUGAAUAUUUUUUUCAAAGGAAGGGCAUCAAAGUUGUAAAAAUAUAAAAGAAAUAUUUGUUUUUUUUUCCAGAACCAGAGAACUUGUCCAUUUUUUUGGCCAUUUAGGGGUAGUCCAAUUCCUACCCGGACCAUAGAUAUUACAUGUAUAGAACGGGAUUGAGGCGGUUAACUUAUUCACUGCUCUUUUGUCGGCGAUUGCAUGGUUUUCUCCACAAAAAAUCGAGAGACAUUUUCAAAGGACAAAACAUAUUCACGUAAUUAAGAUUCAGGCUGAAUGUCGGGGGAAAAAAAGUCAUUAGUGUAUUUUCAAGUUCGCUUAAAUAACUGCAUCUCUGAUAGGGUCCUACUUCUGCUCUUUCCAGCCGUGUGGCCAAUUGCAUAUGUAGUAUGUUAUUCUUAUUGAUUAUAUUUUGUUACCCUCUAUUGACGCGACGCGAUCGGGCCCAAUGUCCGAUCGAUCGAGCGAUCUGAUCGGGGACAUCCCUCAUUUCUGAUGUUUACGAAAAGUGAGGAACAGAUAGCUAUUUCAAAGUACACACUCCAUUGAUAAUGUUAUGUUUAGCGAACGGAACGGACCCAAAAUGGCCGUCCCGAUCGUCUCGCGGCGCAUAACGUUCCACGAAUAUCUAUUGCCCGGAUCCCCAAAAUUAAUGGGGGAAAGGGAAAAAAAUCCCCUGCAAAAGAACAAUCCAAAAAUUGAAAUGACGGAAAUGCCGUCAAUCGUCCGAUCAAAGCGUGAGGAUGGUGGGCGAGUGCAAGGAGUGAUCGGAUUGGUCGCCGCUGCUGCUGCUGCGCCGGUGCGCCGCCCCGCAAGGUUGCGGGGCCUGCUGGGGGACGUCGGCGGGAGCCGAGGGGUAGGUGAAAAUCAUGCUGGCCGCCAAGGGGGUGAGGGACGGAGUGGACGCUAGGACGGGGGUGUGCAAGGACUCGGACUCCUGGCCCGACGACGACGACGCGCUCUUGGCGGGGAGGCUGAUCUUGGGUUUAACCUUUUGGGUUUUGGCGGGGGCCGGCCCGGGAGCGGCGUACUCCUCGGGCUCAGUCUUGACGAGCGCCGAGGACGAGAGCCCGGCGCCCGCGUCGCCAUCGGAGUCGGAGGAGUCUUGGAUUUUGCAGAUGGGACGGUGCGC